Messenger RNA from Acanthosepion pharaonis, 1434 nucleotides. The record is from the annotation of a GenBank genome assembly. NCBI's taxonomy places the organism in Eukaryota, Metazoa, Mollusca, Cephalopoda, Sepiida, Sepiidae.
AUGUUAUUUCUUUCUUUUUUCUUUUUUUCUUUCUUUUGUUUUUUUCUUUCUUUCUUUAUCAGCUUCUUCAGAUAUAUCGCUAUCUCUGUAUUUAGCUAUCAUAGUCUGUUUUAUCUAUCUAUCUAUCUAUCUAUCUAUCCACUACUGUUGAAAUUACUUCUUUGUAUUAUACGACAUUUUUCUUUCUCUCUCUUUCUUUCUUUCUUUCUAUUUAGCCGCUAUUUUUCUUAUACUUCUUCUUUCUUUCUUUCUUUCUUUCUUUCUUUCUUUCUUUCUUUAUUUCAAGCAUACUCAGUCUGUUCAUAUCGAUGUGUGUCCAUUAUCUAUCUAUCUAUCUAUAAAAAUUUGCUCAUAUCUAUUUAUCAAAAUCUGCUCAUAUCUAAAUCUAUCUAUCUAUCUAUCUAUUCUGUUCAUAUCUAUCUAUCUAUCUAUCUAUCUAUCUAUCUAUCUAUCUAUCUAUCUAUCUAUCUAUGCAGGCAAGCUAAAGAUGAAUGGCUGAACGAAAAAGUUUCUUUUUCUAAACUAUUCAUGACAUUAUCUACUAUAACCUACACGAGUCUCUUUAUCAAUGGACGCCUAUCGUCCCAUCGUCCCUUCCUUUCUACUCAUCCCACCCUCCAAUCUCCCUCAUGCUCUCACUUCUCCCUCUCAUUCAAUCUUUCUCUCUUUCAAUCUUUCCUCUCACCCUCUCCUGACUCUCAUUCCAUGCUCUUAUUUCUUCCUCUCCUCCCAUCCUUUCUUUUCGCCCUCUCAUCCUUCUACGUUCUCCUUCUCACCCAUCUUCCCAUUUCCUUCCCUUCCAAUCUCUCAUUUCUCCCUCUCAUUCAACCCUUCCCUCACUCCCUCUCAUCCUUCCACAUUCUAAUCUCAUCCUCCCAUCUCUCUCAAUCUAUUCUCUCAUUGCUCCCUCUCAUCCAAUCCUUCCCUCUCUUCCUCUCAUCGCUACACACUCUCCUUCUCAUGCCAUCCUCCCUCCCUCUCAUUCCAUUUUUUUUAUUUCUCCCUCUCACCCAGCCUUUCCCACUCUCCUUCCCAUCCCCUCCUCACAUCUCUCUCUCAAUCCAUUCUCUCAUUGCUCCCUCUCAUACAACUCUUCACUCUCUCCCUCUCGUCGUUACACACUCUCCUUUUCAUCCCAUCCUCCCAUCUCCCUUUCAUUGCUUUCUCUCAUUUUUCUCUUUCAUCCAACCCUCUCCUCAUCCCAUCCUCACAUCUCCCUCUCAUUCCGAUUUCUCAUUUCUCUCUUUCAUCGCACCCUUUCCUCUCCCUCUCAUUCUUCUACCCUCUCCUUCUCAUCCCAUCUCAUUUCAUUCUCUAAUUUCCCCCUCUCAUCCAACCCUUACCUCUCUUCCUCUCAUGUCAAUGCCCACUCUCAUCCAUCAUUCUUUCUCCCUCAUCCUAUACUUCUCCCGGACUGCUCUGUCGAUGGUAUGA